CUUUAAAUCAAAGAAACUAGCUUGGAUAUGAGCUAGAAAUAUAAUGAGUAGUCUACAGAGCUCGGGUGGCAUUAGGAAUAGGACGUAAUAUUAAGCUGGAGCUGGCUAUUAUCUUUCAUUAUCCCAAAGAUAGUAGAAUAUCAAUAGGAGAACUUUGUGUAUAAUGUAAAUCACAAAGCAUAAUAUUAAGCAAUAUACUUUGGUGUUGUAAAAUCCGUCGUUAUGGUCCCUGCAAUGAGCACAGGAUUGGAAUAUGGUGCAGUACUGUAAUUGCAUAAAAAAAACAAAUCAUUUCAUUUUUGCAAAACUUCUAGGGGAAAUAAAAUACAGCAACAGUGAGACAUAUUUCCGUGAAACCCGAAUACGACAGAAGAACGAAAAACGAAGGACGGUGCCCUAAGCUGCUUGACGAACAACAGUAGGUGAAAGCAUAACGACCGCAGGUUAUGCAAAUCUUUCGAUGGGUCAUCUCGUAGCAUCAUUUCUCCUUGAGCAAGUCCGCGAGCGGUUGGCCGUGUCAACCGUUGUCUUCGCCGGGGCUUAUUACAUUCGUCCGUGGUGUGACUCUAACGCUUGCAUGUUUCUGCAUGUAUGUGCGUGCCUGCUGUGCGGCACAGGAUAACCAACACUCGUCCGUCACGGGUCAUUCACCUGCCCAUUUUUAAAAAGUAAGGCUGUCAUUAAAUAUCUCAAAAGCGGGGUUGCCGGUGCCUCUUCCUCGCAACCGUGACAGUAUUUCAGCAAAUGCAACGGCCCCCAACCAAAGGAUAUAUAUCUAUAUAUUUUCGCCAGUUUGUCCUCGAUCGAUAAUCAUAGUUCAGCAUCGCUACAACUAGACUCCCUUGGCCCUUCCCCACUAUCCUAAACCAAAGAAAACAGAAACAACCAUGACAACACUAACCAUGUUUACUCUCUUUCCGCAACUCCCUCCAGAGCUUCGCCAUAGGAUCUGGCGCAUGGCCCUUGCCGAGUGCUGGUCAUGCACAAAACUCUGCCGAGCAAAUCGACGCUUCAAAAUGAUAGGCAAAAUUGCUACCGAAAUCGGAUGCACCAGCAGCGAGGCUCGGGCUUUGCGGCGUUCUCUGUGCGUUUACGAGGCCGGUCUAGACUCCUGGAUAGAUCACAGUCGGCAUGUCUUCUACUUUCGUGACUUAGCAUUUGACCGCGGCCUUAUAAAAGGAGCAGACGAACGUUUUGGCCUGUUAUCUCGCAUUCGGCACAUGAUUAUCAAUCCUCGAGAUUGGCCGCGACUGUGGGAUAUCAUAAGUCUUCUUGCCACUCGCUGUCAGUCACUUGAGACGCUUGUCAUCGUUGCACCGUGGUUCACAACUGCUGAAGUGCUCGGCGCCGGGUUCGGUAUGGAUUACGCGCCAUAUGAAGACUGGGGGCCAAUAUUUGAUCAGUCGCCGAAUGAGCUCAAUCUCGGGCGUCUAUUUCGGGACAUUGCCGAUGGUGGUGUGGGGAACGCGAUGCGGAAUGCGCAGUACCUUGCGCAGCUGGAGGAAGCUUGCCAGCUCAUCCCUGAUACGAUGGACGUGGACGAGCACGUUCUCGGCAUUACACUCAUUGCGCUACAGAAGCUGGAAGAUAAAGUCGACAAAUUUACAACAACAAAACCGCGGCUCUAUUUGCGCUCCGUGGCACAGUUACAGCCUGCGUAUGCACCAGCGUCCAGUGUUGCUAAUAGUACAAACAAUACGUAUAUUGGCAAUAUGGGAACUCCGCAAUAAUAUUGUAUUGCCAAGCAGUACAUAUUGUAUCACGCAAUAUGGCGGUAGCGUGUAUUAUAUCAUACAAUAUAGCGGAGGCACAUAUUGUAUUGUAUUGCCAAUAUCACGAUAUAUUGUGUAUAUUACAUGUGAUCUUAAUCUACUAUAUAGCUGUCUUCUUGAAAGUCCUGUGCCCCAAACCACGACUUUAGGCACUCUGAUGCUUCAAUUACAUCACUCCCAAGCCGAUUUCGGCGGUCUGUAAUAGUUAUCUUCUGUAACGGGCUAGGCCCGCUGGAGGGUUCGGUAUACCCUCACCCGUUACAUGGUACAUAAGGCCUGCUAUGGGAAUUACUCUCGAGUAAUUUCUACUCGUGCUUUUUGGCGCAAUUAGCAGGGCCAGAAAUACCGUCACACCUGAUGUGUCUAAUACAUCAUCCGACAGCGAUAAGGCCCUUUCCCGAGGCGUCUGAAAGGGGAUACGUUGCAGCAUUCGGGUCAUGUUUACUCUUCUCUAGUAUAAUAGAAUAGUGGUUAUAAAGGGGUUAAUGUUAGUCGCAACCGCUGUAUUUAGCUACUUUUACAAUUAUACGCGGUUUGGCUCAUGUCUUAGGUUCGCGUUAUAUGGAAUGUUGGGUAAAAAGUACAUCAACAAAUAGAAAUACAUGAAGCUAUUACCCUAUAGUAAUACAUCCAAUACAAAUAAUAUAUUGCUAAUACCAGUAAGCCUGUAUUAUAUUGUCACAAUAUAUUGUUAGCAUGAAAU
Molecule: messenger RNA, 2475 nt
Organism: [Torrubiella] hemipterigena
Lineage: Eukaryota; Fungi; Ascomycota; Sordariomycetes; Hypocreales; Clavicipitaceae
Source: the annotation of a GenBank genome assembly